CAAAAGGCGAAGAGGCAGAACAGCAACAAACAAAAUCAAAACGAAUACAAGUAAAAGAAAAAUAAAUAAUAGGAAAAAAGAAGCAACGUGAAGCACGUGUGUGUCCUGCUCUAGCAACAACAGUUACACAAAAAACAUAUAUCCAUAUAUAUACACACAGAAUAUAAAAGAUGUCUUCGGUACCGCUGGCCAUCAAAACGGAGGAAGUCAUUUUGGAAAACGCCGAAUACAACAGCGCCGAGGAAUUGGAUGAAGAAUUACAAUUACAACUGGAAGAUUCAGGCGGGGAGAAUACCUAUCACAUUGAAUACACCACCGAGCCGGCGCAUCAGGUUACGACCAGCUCGCAGCGACGCCAAUCGAAUAUGAGCGCAUCGAAUACCACAAAAGAUGGCGGAGGUGGCGAUGGGGGCAGUUCGCCCAGCGGUAAACCUAUAUUGGAUACCGAGAAACGAAUACGGCGGGAAAUAGCCAACAGCAACGAGCGAAGACGCAUGCAGAGCAUCAAUGCCGGUUUUCAGAGUUUACGUUCGCUGCUGCCGCGACACGAGGGCGAAAAGUUGAGCAAGGCUGCCAUAUUGCAACAGACCUUCCAGUAUAUUGUCGAUCUGGAGAAUCAGAAAACUCAGCUGCUCACACAGAACAGUGAGCUAAAGCGACAAGUGGGCGAGCAUGAGGCACAUGGAGGUAGUGGAGGAGGCGGCUCCACUGGCGACAACUACAACAGCGGCGGCAAUGUUAACGAAUCGAGCAACAACAACACAAGUUCUUCGAGCGCCGUGGCGAUUAAGAAGCGGAAGCUGACAGACAACGUGAUCAACAUGCAAACGAUUAGCGAUAGCUCCGAUGAGGGAUUAGGAUCCAUGUCCCCGGAGCCAAUGACCCUGCUGACAGCCGGCGGUGGYGUGGCUGGAGCAGCAGCAGCAGCUGGCAAUAAGUUGAGCAAUGCGAGCAUCAUUGCGGCCAAGGAGCUGCUCGAAAUGAAGAAGCAGCUGGAGAAGGAGCGCAGCCUGCGACGCCUGCUGGAGGAUGAGCUGCAGAUGAUCAAGCGACAGCUCUACAGUGUGGCAACAGCACCGCCCGGUACAGCUGUGGCCGCGGCCGUCGCCAACAGCGGGAGCAGCUCCUACAUUCCAAGGGAAGUCAUCGAGCACACGGACAACUUUGUGCGCGCCGAUGAGCUGGAGGAGCUGGGCGGCACCGUUUCGUACGUGGAGAUCGACGAGAUGACUGGCCAGCAGCAGGUGGUCGUCUGCUCCAGCAUUGAGGAGCUGGAAGGAGAUGCGGCAGCCGAGAUCAUUAGCGAGGAUCAGGUGCACGAAGAGGUGAUACUCUCCUCCAACUCCUCGACCGAAUCGGAGAAUGAGGUGAACGUGAAUGCCAUUGCCAAAGCCUAUGCCGAGGGCAUGAGCACUCCCAUUCUCCAGGCGGCCAUCAAGGCGACGCCCAAGGUGGAGGUGGAGCGCAUCAACGAGAAGAUCGUCAAGGUCAAAACGGAGAAGUUGCACGAUCAACCUUCGGCCACCGCGAUGUCCACGACAACGACGACGACGGCAGUCUUCACACGCUCCCGCCAGAAUCUGGAGACCAUUGUGGAGGCCAUACGGCAUCUGGAGGGGGAUCAUCUCUUUGACGGCGACCAGCAGCACAAGCUACAACAGCAGUAUCAACAGCAGCAGCAGCAAACCCAACAGCAACAUCAGCAACACCAGCAGCAACAGCAUCAGCAGCAGCAGCAACAUCAUACGCAGCAGCAACAUCAUCAGCAGGAUGUACUGCAUUCGCAUCAUCAGAUCAUUAGCACAGCCGCUGGAUAUCGUUUGGCGCAGGAUGCGCCGUUGGCUCUGACCACGGGCAAACAGCACGCGGCGCUGGCCGAGCUGCGACCCUUUCUGCAGCUGAAGGGCAACAAGCAGGUGAUCAUCACAACAAAGUCGGCCAAAGAUGUUGUGGGCACACCCUCGGGCACCAUCUUCAAGGUGCAGACCAGCAGCGGGACAGCAACGGCGUCUGCAACAGGAUCCACAUCAGCAGCGGGCGGAUCAGCGAGCCAUCAUCAUCAGCCGGUGACCAUUACAACAUCAUUGAAGCAAUGUCGUCCAGGUGUCAUUGUGGCCAAGCAGCUGCCGUCGUCCUGAUUGCCUAGCAGCAACACUUGCAACAUCAGCAGCAACAUCAGCAGCAACAGCAAUAGCAACAUUAACAGUAACAAUGUUCCUCUACACAUUGAAGCGUCAGCAAAAGCUCCCGCUAGUAUUAAAAGCCUGCGCAAUAGCAUAACAGUAACAGCAGCUCCAACAGCAACAAAGACCGCAGCAACUGUAAAGCUUGUAAUGCCUAAGCGACGCAAUUAUGUUAAGCCACAACAGCCGCAUGUGCAACAACAGUAUUGCCUUAACAAAGCUGUCAAGCGUCAAUGAAUUUAACAGCUGUUGAGCUAACAGAGUUCAAAUGUAUAGUUAUAGCUGUUAAACUGCUGCCAAUAUAGAUCUAGCAGCGUUAAGCUGCUGCUGCUGUUGUAUAUAGCUGUUAAGAUGCUGCUAAUAGUAAACAAUUUAAGCUGCUACUAAUUGUAAACUAGCUGUUAAGCUCAUACAGUUCAUGCUGUUAAGUGACUGUUGCUAACAUAACAGCUAGCUGUUGACACAGUUGCUACUGUUAAGCUGUAGCUUAACAAACUUUAGGCUGCUGUAAAACUAAAAAAAAAAAAAAAA
Drosophila arizonae is the source of this 2714-nucleotide messenger RNA. It is a transcript of the gene crp, whose product is annotated as transcription factor cropped. The record is from RefSeq and is a predicted model, not a curated record. Lineage: Eukaryota; Metazoa; Arthropoda; Insecta; Diptera; Drosophilidae. Gene Ontology annotation, molecular function: RNA polymerase II cis-regulatory region sequence-specific DNA binding; protein dimerization activity; DNA-binding transcription factor activity, RNA polymerase II-specific. Gene Ontology annotation, biological process: regulation of transcription by RNA polymerase II. Gene Ontology annotation, cellular component: nucleus.